Pleuronectes platessa (European plaice) is the source of this 2009-nucleotide messenger RNA. RefSeq names its product intraflagellar transport 20 homolog (Chlamydomonas) (gene ift20). NCBI's taxonomy places the organism in Eukaryota, Metazoa, Chordata, Actinopteri, Pleuronectiformes, Pleuronectidae. Gene Ontology annotation, cellular component: Golgi apparatus; cilium; intraciliary transport particle B. The record is from RefSeq and is a predicted model, not a curated record. The coding region runs from base 574 to 972 and encodes 132 amino acids. Gene Ontology annotation, biological process: intraciliary transport; protein localization to cilium; centrosome localization. The transcript is spliced from 6 exons.
UGUUUAUUUACAUAGCUACUGCGGCUCCUUGUAGCCUUUUUCAGGCGGACAAAUACGCCAGUCAGUGACGGGUUAUACAAGUGGACAUACUUUCGGAUCUCUUCUGCCAAACGCUCUUCUAUUUGGUCCAUAUUCAUUCUUCUAAAUCUCCCGUUGUUUCUGCCUGUAUUAUGGGGCAUGAAACCGGAAAUGCAGCUCCAGAAGGGAUGUAGAGCAGACCAAUGACAGCCUUGCGGUCUGAGUGAGCUUGCGGAGCUUUGCCGUAAAUUUUAGAAAAGUGGGUCGACGCCCGUCAGCACGUAAGAAGGGAUACAUAAGCACGUAAGGGACCCGGAAGGGCUCUUGCGCUUACGGGCCCGUGAAAACGCAGAAGCAUGUUUCAGGCUUUAAUUCAGCCUUUAUUCAGCCUUCACAAAGGGUCCUGCGACACAGCUGCGUGAAACGCCGCCGACGCAGUUGCUUCUGAAGAAACAACAGCGUUUCCGGAGGGGGAGGAAACUGGUCUGCUUGUUGCUGUGCCACAUCACACAACACAACACAUCGGUGAUAGCUGUGUAAACAGGGCCUGUGGCCAUGGCUAAAGACCCGUUGGCAGAGGCUGGCAUUUAUUUUGAUGAACUCAAUAAGCUCAGGGUACUGGAGCCUUAUGUAGGCCAGAAGACCUCAGAGCUGAAGGAGGAGUGUAAAGAAUUUGUGGACAAAAUUGGCCAGUUUCAGAAGAUAGUUGGUGGUCUGAUUGAACUGGUUGAUGAAUUGGCAAAAGAAGCAGAGACAGAAAAGAUGAAGGCGAUAGGAGCCAGAAACCUGCUGAAGUCAGUAGCAAAACAAAGGGAGGCUCAACAGCAGCAGCUUCAGGCUCUCAUUGCAGAAAAAAAGAUGCAACUUGAGAGGUAUCGUAUCGAGUAUGAAGCCUUGUCCAAGGUGGAGUCGGAGCAGAACGAGUUCAUCGACCAGUUUAUUCUGCAGAAGUGACGAUGAGACUGUGACCUUGUUCAGACCUGGUAUUACCAUUCGCCUUGGGUGAUCCAAUCACAAGUGGUCAGCGAUAGGUACUGGUCUUAACGCUGAGAUCUGAUCACUCAAACCACAUCAGAAGCGGUCUUGGACACACGCACAUUUCCAAAUUCCAAAUGCGUUCUCCUCUGCUGAUGUCGUCUCUCCCACUACAGUUUCAAAUCGACGCAAACAUAUUUAUACGCUUCUCAGUGUCACUACGAUUUGGUUCAGACUACCAUCACAAUAUUAACACUGACCACCACAUAAUGAGUGACUUUUUCUUAAAUUAGUAGUAAGUAUAAAUAAUAUCUUAAAUAAGUAUUUCUUCACAGCUGCACAAUAUUUUCUCUCUCACAUUCAGGGCGUAUUUUAAUACCAGGUGUGAGCACGGCCGGAGAGAGAUGAAGGUGUGUGACCCCAGUGCCUGUCCUUUUGUCAGGGUGAUACUGACCUCAGAGAACUACUCUGCUGCACCUCCCUUCUUCUGAGGCAACCCCUAAGCUCCACCUUUAUCCUAAAACACCAAUACCUUUUCUUACACCAUAUCUCUGCCUGUGUGGUUAAAUUAACUGUAAUGGUUCUUACCCUGGUCAACAGCUAAGGAUUUCCAGUGGUUUAAGCUUGAAUACAAUUAACAUUAAGCUUUUUUCAAACCAAAUAUCUCUACAUCUCAGACCAACAUUAAAGAUGAAGCCAUUUAUAUUAAGAACUCUUAUUUAUAAUAUUUAUACUGAAGAAUUACCCUAAAUAUUUAGUUGUAUUACUUUUUGUAUCAAUCCAAAUACUGCAUGUGCAUGAAAUUGUAAAUACACCAUUUUUUUAAACGGUGGAAAAACAUAAUUUGAUCAUCUGUGUUAUUUUCGUUUCUAUUUCAUUCUUCUGGUAGAACCAGUCUGUGGGUACAAAACAUGACGAAUAGAUCCUCCUCUUCGUUCUGCCAUGUGUAUUAUUGUCUUUUAUUCAUUAUAAGACUAAUGGAUAUACUUGAAUAAAUACUGUCAAUUGCACAAAAA